CCUUGCUGUAUUCCAGUGGAGGGGAUAUGAAGAAGGGGUCAUUGGGACCACCUCUGAUCCCCCCCAUAGGCAAGGCAGUAAGUCCCUCUCUUGGCAGUGCUGCGGACUCUCUGCAAAUCUCUCCGCAGCUGGAAUUCCAGGAGUCCCAGGGGAUGAGGUCAGGAUGCAGCAGCAGAAGCAAGGAGGAGAACUCUGAACAUGCAGGCGUGACUAGGUUCAUUUUCUCCACGUCUUUCCGGCCAUGUCCCUCUUCGCUCCUUCCCUCAAAGCCAUUGCCUCCCAUCAGGAUCAGCUCUCCUUCUUCUAACAAUAAUAAAAUGUACAGCAUGGAGAAAGAAAACAAGGACAUUGGCACUGGCUAUGAUAAUGACAGUAGAAAACACCAGGAGCAGAGUUCAGAAGGAAAAAGUUAUAAGGCUUCCUUGCUGUAUUCCAGUGGAGGGGAUAUGAAGAAGGGGUCAUUGGGACCACCUCUGAUCCCCCCCAUAGGCAAGGCAGUAAGUCCCUCUCUUGGCAGUGCUGCGGACUCUCUGCAAAUCUCUCCGCAGCUGGAAUUCCAGGAGUCCCAGGGGAUGAGGUCAGGAUGCAGCAGCAGAAGCAAGGAGGAGAACUCUGAACAUGCAGGCGUGACUAGGUUCAUUUUCUCCACGUCUUUCCGGCCAUGUCCCUCUUCGCUCCUUCCCUCAAAGCCAUUGCCUCCCAUCAGGAUCAGCUCUCCUUCUUCUAACAAUAAUAAAAUGUACAGCAUGGAGAAAGAAAACAAGGACAUUGGCACUGGCUAUGAUAAUGACAGUAGAAAACACCAGGAGCAGAGUUCAGAAGGAAAAAGUUAUAAGGCUUCCUUGCUGUAUUCCAGUGGAGGGGAUAUGAAGAAGGGGUCAUUGGGACCACCUCUGAUCCCCCCCAUAGGCAAGGCAGUAAGUCCCUCUCUUGGCAGUGCUGCGGACUCUCUGCAAAUCUCUCCGCAGCUGGAAUUCCAGGAGUCCCAGGGGAUGAGGCCAAGAUCCAACAGCAGAAGCAAGGAGGAGAACUCUGAACAUGCUGGCCUCCCACUGAGCCGGGCCAAGGAGAUGGAUCAUCACACUGAUCCUGGUCUUACGAGUGACACAGACCUGAGGGAAGGUUUUGGAAAGAUCCGUGCUGCAUUGUGCAUGUUGGCUCAAAAGAACUUAGAGCGGAAGGACGCAGAGCAUUUGGAGAGAGAGAUGAAGAAAAGGAGGCAAAGGAAAACAUCCUUGCAACCCAUUCUGGAGACAGUUGAGCCCGGGGAUGAAGUUGAAGCAAGCUUUAGCCUACCACCUGUUGAUGGCACAGCUUCUAGAGUGCAGAGAAAACACCCUGGUAGUGCCUUGAAGAAGAAGGUCUUGAAGAAGCAGGACAAUGUGUCCCUACUGCCCAAUAGGCCCAUCAUCCAUGGGGCUGGCAGCUUCCCACGCAGCUCCUCAGUGACCUCGCAGACGGCCACUGGUGCCCAGCGCCGAGAGGAGCCGCUCCGUGGGCAUGGGCAGAAGGACAGAGCCUCUCCAGACCCACAGCACUCCUUGCUGGAGGCACUCUCCUUGCUCAGCAGCGAUGACUGGGAGCUGAAGGAGGAGGGACUCUACAACAUCAAACACCUGGCUGGGUCCCAUUCCGAGGUCCUGCUUUCCAGACUUGAUGACAUUUGCUUGGCAGUUACCAACGAGGUGGCCAACCUCCGUUCCAAGGUGUCCUACUCUGCAAUUGUCACUCUGGGAGAGCUCUUUGCGACCUUGAAGAAGAACAUGGACUCUGAGGUGGAUGAGGUUGCUCGGGUCCUUCUGCAGAUGGUGUCCAACUCCCCAGAAUUUGUUCAGAAAGCAGCCAGUCAGACUCUGGGCAUCAUGGUGGAGAAUGUGACUCCUGCACGAGCAAUGACUGCUCUCAUGGAUAUGGGAGUCAAGAGCUGCCACGCCCAGGUGCGGAAGUGUGGGGCCGAGCUCCUCCUGUCCCUGAUGGAGAGAAUUGGAGUCACAAAGCUGGCAGGCACAGCCAGGGCUGAGAGGCUGGCACACGUGGCAGGGAAGCUUGCUCAGGACUGUCACCAGGACACAAGGCAUUAUGGACAGGAGAUGGUGAAGAUGUUGCUCAAUCAUCAAAAAUUUAAAAUGCUUUUGGAGCGAUCUCUUUCCACCCAUGACCUGGAAGAUAUUCUGACAAGAAUGCAGAAGAAAGGGAUGGAAAACCAGAAGGCUGAACACCCAUCUGUCAAGGAGCUGGUGAAGAAGAGGAACGAUUGCUCCAAGAAACCCCAGGCCACAUUGUCUUCUAGCAAACGGGUGAAAUCUACCUCUGAUGGAUGCCUCCUACACCAUUCACAAGCCCAGGUCACGUUACCUCCGGUUGAGGAAGAAACGGAGCUGCUCCAGAAGCUUUACAAUCUCCUGGAGGCCAAGGGGUUUCAGACACGCAUGGAAGGAGUGUCACUCCUCCAAGACCUGUGCAAAACCAGCCCCCAGCUCAUCUCCACUAACAUUGUCCAGAUUUUUGAUUAUUUUGUCCUGAGAAUAUCUGACAGCCACAAGAAAGUGAAGCAGAAGGCGCUGGACGUGCUAGCUGAAAUCACAGGCGUCCUGAAAGAUGCCUUGAACCCGGUGAUCAUUGGUUUGGUGGAAGGAAUAACGAAGAACCUGAACUCCAAGGAUCCCAGGGUUCGUGCCGCAGCUGUGAAAGCACUGGAAGAAUCCAUUGCUCAUUUAGAUAAAGUAUCACUGCUGAAAGAGUUCAGCUACCAGUGGAAUCAACUGAGUGGCCAAGCUCUGCUGGAUGUCACGGAGUGUAUCACAGGUAUGGCCUCCCCUUCUAGGCCAAGAGGUCUUCCCAGGGAGUAUUUACAGGCAAUGCCUGUGAACAGACAGCAGAGUAGCUCCUCCAAACCAGGAGGUGCUGAGCUUGUCCCUCCUGCCCAGCAGCCAAGGCAGGUGUAUUUGGCAGGUUUCCCUGGCUGCUGCAGAGCUGUGCAGCAGCUGAGAUGGGGCAGCGCUCGGCCUCGGGGCUGA
This is a messenger RNA of Passer domesticus (house sparrow), 3017 nucleotides long. RefSeq names its product TOG array regulator of axonemal microtubules protein 2-like. Gene Ontology annotation, molecular function: microtubule binding. Bases 27 to 3017 code for a protein of 996 amino acids. Gene Ontology annotation, biological process: microtubule cytoskeleton organization. The record is from RefSeq and is a predicted model, not a curated record. NCBI's taxonomy places the organism in Eukaryota, Metazoa, Chordata, Aves, Passeriformes, Passeridae. The transcript is spliced from 20 exons. Gene Ontology annotation, cellular component: cytoplasmic microtubule; cilium.